Molecule: messenger RNA, 1377 nt
Organism: Saxophila tyrrhenica
Lineage: Eukaryota; Fungi; Ascomycota; Dothideomycetes; Mycosphaerellales; Extremaceae
Exons: 1
Coding region: 1-1377 (458 amino acids)
Source: RefSeq, a predicted model, not a curated record
AUGACUGCCACCAAAGCCACCAAAGACAGUAAGCCACAAUGGCACACAAUCGAGUUCUUCACGGACGACCAGCUCGACUCUGCUCUGACAAUAUUCAAUGCAACCUGCCGUUACCAUAUCAUUGCCAGCAAGAAGAAGCUUGGUACCAAUACGAAGGUUGGCAAGGAGUAUGAUCGCCUUGCGCGAGGACUUCCGAUUGACGACGAGGCUUCUGAUGCUAUAAAGACUGCGUCCCCAGACACCUUCAGCUCCGACAGUGGCGUCGACGUGAGAGAGGGCGAAGACGGAACGCCUUCGGACGAUUCUGACCAGACUGAAGAGCCAACGCCUCUGUCUGGAGAGGGCGCUCUCAAGGCUUGGAUGGUUGCGCCGCUUGCAAACCCACCCAACAGUGCGCUGUCAGCAUCCGAAGCACAAGCCCUUUCAACCGUUGAAGAGUGGUAUCACUGUCGUACAAGAUUCUACGAGCUGGAACAAUCCAACGGAGGCCAAAAAGUAGAAGCUGUCGAGCUGGAAGCCACGCCCGAGCUCGAGCAAAGGACCGAACGUCUUUUGCCCAACAUGAUCUUACCAAAAUACCUCACCAACUCGUUGACCGCACCUUGGUUCCGCAGCAGUGAGUUGGAGGUUCUGGAAUGCAGCGACAAGCCGGUCGGAACACCCUACCACCCUUGCCGCGUUCAGAGCCAUAAGGCCAAAGAGACAUACUUUCUCAAAAUCGUCGACAACGACCAGCCGCAGCCGAUCAAGCGAGAGCUCGAUAUUCUGCAUCGGGUCGAGAAGCUAGGUCUGCGUGAUUCCAUGCAUGUGCCACAGCUUCUGGGUCUCGUCGCCUUCGAUAAUGCCGAGCCGACAAAGAACGGCCAGAAACGGAUCAUGGGUUUCCUUCUGACCGACAUCAAGGAGCCGACACCUCUUACACUCAUGUUUGACGAAUCCGUUGAGCAGGAGAGAAGAGAAGCUUGGGCCGCAGAAGCAGACCGUAUUCGAGACGUCCUGCACGAACACAACAUCAUCUGGGGCGACGCCAAAGCGGACAACUUCCUCGUCGACGCGCAAGACAAGCUUUGGAUCAUCGAUUUUGGAGGAAGUUACACCGAAGGGUGGGUUGAUCCUGAGUUGAAUGAGACAGAGGAGGGAGAUGACCUGGGAACGGAGAAGAUCAUCAAUGCGCUCAAGGAUCCUGUGGCUAAUGUUGAGCGGCCUGAGGAGGAAGAGGGGGAGAAGAAUGAGGAGGACGAGGAGAAAAGGGAUCAGAGGACGCUCGCACCGUCACAAUCAGAGUCGAAACGGAAACGUGAUGAGUCUGGGGAUAACGAAGAAGACGAGGAAUUACUGCCAGCCGACAAGCGAUCUCGUCUCGAGGUGGAGGAAUGA